AUGGCGAUCACUGCGCCAGUUUUCACCGUGAUGUACAGAAAUUGUGACCGCGGAGGACAUCCACGGUUUCUGGAGUUUGAAGAGGGUGAGUCUGCCAAGACAGUAUCGCAGAGGGACAUCACUCAGAUGGUGGAUAUCGCAAGCGCCACAAAAUAUUUUGAACUGAUCUUGCCGAAAUUUGGACCGUACAGGGUCGACUAUACAAGAAAUGGUCGUCAGCUUCUUCUCGGCGGUCAUAUGGGUCACUUGGCGGUAAUUGAUUGGUUCAGUAAAGAACUGGCUUUUGAAAUCAAUGUUAUGGAAUCGAUUAGAGACGUUCAGUGGCUGCAUAACGAAAUGUUGAUGGCGGUGGCGCAGAAACGUUGGACCCAUGUGUAUGACAGUCGUGGUACUGAGGUUCACGUCAUCAAACAGUUGCACAACGUAUUGCGACUCGAGUUCCUGCCAUACCACUUCCUGUUGGUUGCAUCGAAUGCCAAGUCAUUCCUUAGUUGGGUUGACGUUUCCAUUGGCAAAGUGAUUAAAAGCACUUACGUAAGAAAAAACCGGCUCGAUGUGAUGUGUCAGAAUCCGGCAAAUGCCAUCAUACAUUGUGGGCAUCCACGUGGAACUGUCUCUCUCUGGUCACCUAACAGUGAACAACCGUUGGUUAGUAUGCUGUGCCACUCAACGGCUGUUAGAGGACUUGCUGUCGACCCGACUGGCACGUAUAUGGCGACAUCAGGCAUGGAAAAGCAGUUGAAAAUCUGGGAUUUGAGAAUGUAUAAGCAAGUGCAAGGAAUUAAAGUGCCGGUGCCAGUAAAUUGUCUUGCAUUCAGCCAGCGUAAAGUUCUAGCUGCCGGCUCCGGAGGCUACGUUAAGGUAUACCGAGACGUGUGUAGCUCUUUAAGGAGCUUUCCAUAUUUGAGUCACAAUUGCAGGGAGAUUGUAACGGACGUGCGUUUCUGUCCGUUCGAGGAUGUACUUGGAGUGGGCCACCGCGGUGGAUUCGCAAGCCUUCUCGUGCCUGGGGCAGGCGAACCUAAUGUAGACGCUUUUGAAGCCAAUCCACAUCAGUCAAGCGCUCAGCGCAGGGAAGCCGAAGUUCGCCUUUUGCUAGAUAAGAUUCAGCCUGAAAUGAUCAUGUUGGAUAGCGAGAUUGUCGGUAAAGUGGAUAGAGAAGGCUUACUUGCUAAAACGGGCGUUUCAGCAGAAACGGUUAUUCAUUUUCAGUUCAUCAUCUGCAAGUUUCUAGUGAUCUUUCUGUUGUUUAGAGUUUCAAACCUGGACGAAUGA
This is a messenger RNA of Soboliphyme baturini, 1275 nucleotides long. NCBI's taxonomy places the organism in Eukaryota, Metazoa, Nematoda, Enoplea, Dioctophymatida, Soboliphymatidae. The record is from the annotation of a GenBank genome assembly.